Messenger RNA from Lachancea meyersii CBS 8951, 651 nucleotides. Lineage: Eukaryota; Fungi; Ascomycota; Saccharomycetes; Saccharomycetales; Saccharomycetaceae. The record is from the annotation of a GenBank genome assembly.
AUGGAAAAUUACCACUCUGUUGGGUUCAAUAUUAAAUAUAUUUUGACAUCAAAUUCAAGAUCUAAACAAUCACCUUCUCAGGAAGCUCCAAUGAAACGAUUGGAAUUUUGGUCUCGCGUAUUACCUCGAUGCCGCUAUUAUAAUAAACCGCCCACGUAUUUCGGAGGCUCCGCUCCAAGGCCUGUGUUGUCUGUGCCUGCUGUUACGAUGCGAGAACCAGCUCGCAAACCACUUUUGGGAUUGGCCACGGUUAUUUCCGUUUUGGCAUUGUCUUUGCUUGCUUUGGACAGCUAUCGCGUUCGAUUGAGCCUGGAGGCAAAACUGGAACAGGAAGCGGAACAAUUCAAACAGACUCAGGAUCUGAUAACCAGAGAAUUUAAGGCCAACCGCAAGAAACGCGAGCUUCAGGUCCUGAACGAGCGCAGACGUGUCCAGAUGCGCGAAAUGAAAGUUGCCCUGCACGUCGCCUUGCUUCGGAAACAAUUAGUAGACGCAGGAAUCACACCAGCUACCAUCCAGCGGGCACUGGAGGAAUUUGACAAAAACGCCAAAAUGGAAAACAGCAUUGAAAACGUUAGUGGAACUCGUUUGUGGGUUACCGAGAAUAGUGAUUGUAAGAGCUACGUUUCGGACAUUCGCGAAUACGACUAA